Molecule: messenger RNA, 1984 nt
Organism: Cladocopium goreaui
Lineage: Eukaryota; Dinophyceae; Suessiales; Symbiodiniaceae
Source: the annotation of a GenBank genome assembly
GUGGAUCCAUCGAAUGGGAAGCCGCAAAAACAAGGAAUGGAUUGUCCCAGAAGUCGAGUUGCUGCUGGUGCACAGUCCGAAAAAGAAAGAGGAUGUGUAUCAGCUGUUGGCAUCGGAGAGUUCUGGUGGCGCCUUGGGGCGCUGGAUGCAGCGGCCAGCAGAAGCCACAUGUGUACUGAAUGGCUUGGCCAAACUGAGGUGUGCCGAGCUUGCCCUUCAAGUCUUGAAUGUCAUGCAGCUUGCCAGUGUGGAAGCCAACGUUUUCCAUUAUUCAACAGCUGCAUCUGCGUGCGAAAAGUCUGGACAGUGGACUCGGGUCCUGCAACUUCUUGCAGAGAUGCCAUCCGCAACCAUCCAGCCAAAUGUAUACACGUUUGGCUCCGCGAUCAGCUGCUGCGAAAAGGCUUGUCGCUGGCAGGAGGCUAUGGCACUGCUGUGCGCUGCAGCUCCAGAGGUCAAUGCAUUCGCGUUCAGUGGUGCCAUCAGUGCAUGCAAAAAAGGAAGCCAAUGGCACAGAGCCCUUGGCCUUUUGGAGGUGAUGGAAGCUUUGAAGGUGGAGGCGGAUGUCAUUUGCAUCAGCGGUGCCAUCAGCUCAUGCGAGAAAUGUGCCCAAUGGCAAUCAGCUCUCUACCUGCUGCAGUCAAUGGAGGAGGCAUCAAUGAAGCCUAAUCUGGUGGCGCAAAAUGCAGCUCUGAGUGCUUGUGAGAAAGCCAAACGAUGGCAGAAUGCUUUAGCUUUGCUGGAGCAGCUACCAAAAAAACGCUUGACGGCCGAUGAUGUUAGCUACAAUGCUACUAUCAGCGCAUGUGCGAAUUCUAGUCAUUGGCAGCUCGCUUUGGGACUGCUGCAAGAGAUGGAGAAAAGGAUUACCCCAGAUGCAGUGAGCUACAGUGGUGUCAUUUUGGCGUGCGAGAGAGGGAGCCGGUGGCACCUUGCUUUCCAACUCUGUGAUCGCAUGGCUCUGAUGCGUGUCCCCAUGGAUGUGAUCAGCUGCAGCAGCUUGAUGAGUGCGUGCGAACAAGGUGGCGAAUGGCGCUCAACAUUAGCAUUGCUCAGGAAGAUGCCCAGCAUCACCCUCACACCGAACCAUGUUACCUUCAGCAGUGCAAUCAGUGCCUGUGACACAGGACGUCGGUGGCAGACUGCCUUGGGCCUUUUCUACAUGAUGCCCGAGAAGCAGCCAGAUCAAUUUUGCUGCAAUGCAGCGAUUUUAGCUUCUGAAAAGGCCGGUCAAUGGGGAGAAGCAAUGCAAAUAUUUCACUCGAUGUCCUCCCGUAUAGUCGAGCCAGAUUUCAUCAGUUGCGCCGCAGCAAUGCUGGCAGCUGACAAUGGCUGCAAAUGGGCAGAUUUUGCAGCAUAUUGCAAUACAGAGUCCUUCCUGCUUGUGAACUUCUUCCGCUCUGGAUGCUGAUGAGCCACCAGAGCUUGCAAUCGUCAAUGGCAAUGUUCCACUGGAUUUGGCUUCAAACAGCUUUUGUUGGAGUCAAAAGUGGUGAAUCAUGGUGAGUCUGUAUGCAUUGUAUAUGCAUUGUAAUUGUAUAUGUCUAAAAUCGUUUUUUGUACAGUGGGGGCUGCCGGGGAAUGUCUCAUGAGCGACGGAGUCCGAUGUCAUGAAAAUGUGCUCCCUGUGGGAGCAGGACCUUUGCAUAACUGCUUUCUCGAAGGUACGUCGUGUGCUGAUUCGAUGCAAAGAUUGGAACAAACCAGAAAGCAUAUGAAAGCAUACGUUUCGUACUUUUCACCCAAGACAGUCGAACCUGAGACCCGAAAGCCAACUUGGACUUAGUAUCUAUUUUACUUUAUUUUUUGAAUAUAUAAUGAUAAUAAUAAUAACAUAUAUAUAUAUACAUGCCGUUAUUGACAUUGAGGUGCAGGCACACGUGUUGCAUGUCGUGCAGACUGAGACGGUGAAGCUCGACGAAGAAGUCUCAAGUCUGAAACUCCGGAUCCGAUUGAAGCAGAAUCGCCCGAGAAUGUAAUAAAA